CUUUUUCAGCACUAUAGUUCACCAGAUUUGACAACUUUCAGAGUAGGCCAUGGACUGGACGUCACAGAGUUUCCUGAUUUCCAGAAUCCUCGAGCAAUCUUUGGAAUAUUGAGGAUAAUGUGUGCAUGAAAAGAGUGAUGGUUCGGGCUUCUGUGCUCUCAUUUGGACAAAUCUCAUGGUUAACUUCAGCUCAAGUGGCACAUGCAGGAGAAAGUAUCAAACCAGAAGCAAUUUAUGAGGUUGGGGAGUUAUUUGAAUUUGGAAUCCAGCUCUCUUAUCUGCUUUUACUAUUAGCUUUGCUUGGGGUUGGAACUUUCUUUGUUAUUCGUCAAGUCCUAACGCGUAGAGAGCUCGACCUUUCUGCUAAAGAAUUGCAGGAGCAAGUAAGAAGUGGUGAUGCCAUUGCAACUGGGCUUUCUGAACUCGGUGCAGUAAUGCUGAGGAGAAAAUUUUACCCUGCUGCUACUAAAUAUUUACUUCAGGCAAUUGAGAAAUGGGAUGGUGAUGAUCAAGAUCUCGCCCAGGUUUACAAUGCCCUUGGCGUUAGUUAUGUUCUUGACGGGAAGCUUGACAAGGGAAUCAAACAGUUUGAAGCUGCCGUGAAGCUUCAACCAGGUUAUGUCACAGCCUGGAACAACCUCGGUGAUGCCUAUGAAAAGAAAGACCUGAAGUCAGCACUCAAGGCAUUCGAAGAAGUUCUACUUUUUGAUCCUAACAAUAAGGUGGCAAGACCCAGAAGAGAUGCCUUGAAGGAUAAGGUACAAAUGUACAGAGGAGUUCCCAUCAAGUCUAAGGAUGGAUGAAUCUACUAGCUACUGUCAUAAGAUUAUCAAUUUUUUCUUUCUUUAUAAAUUUUGUCAUCUUAAGCAAUGCUGAACUUUUCUUCCUCUAGUCAAUUUUUGUACCUUUUCCAAAAAUUACAUGUCCAGACUCGAACAUCCUUUGCUUUUAUAUCUGGAUGACUGAAUGUAUAAUUUUUAGAAAUUGUUAUUUUUUU
Populus euphratica (Euphrates poplar) is the source of this 997-nucleotide messenger RNA. RefSeq lists its product as uncharacterized. The record is from RefSeq and is a predicted model, not a curated record. Gene Ontology annotation, molecular function: protein binding. Bases 126 to 803 code for a protein of 225 amino acids. Lineage: Eukaryota; Viridiplantae; Streptophyta; Magnoliopsida; Malpighiales; Salicaceae. The transcript is spliced from 4 exons.